AUGUUUCGCGGCUUUAGUUUUCGACUCUUGCAUCGAGUCGUUUUCAUUUCCUCCUGUCUGAUUUUCGCCUGUUUUUAUCAUGGUGGUGGUUCAGAGCAUGACAGGCGAGAAUAUAAAACAGAACUGAACAAAUUAAAAGAUGAAUUCAAAGGUAAAUCCUUGAAUGUUGACGUUUCUCUCGAACAAGACGAACGCGUCUCAAACUUGACAGAAAAUGCGAGACAAAUUGAUGGCCGCAAGGCGCGGAAGAAAACUCAUCUUUCAAAGAUGGUUAGAAAAGGUAAAUUUUGAAAAUGUGAGAAUGUUAGCACUGAACAAGGAGUAAUUGUUAACCAUAAUUUAUGCCUCCCAUCUUAACGAAUAAUCUUAAACUAUGUAAUUACACAUGAAGGCAUUACUUCCCGCACACGCAUUAGUGCUGCAUCUCCUGAGCUCCGUUUAGAAUAUUCACUGUAAAUAAUUCAUCUCGUUGUUGGGUUAAUCUGGCUGUGGAUAAAGAUUCCCUCAGCCGUUUUAUUUCAACUUUCAAAAUAGAAUACACAUGCAGGAUAUGUACCCACAUUAAAAUGUUCUGAAACGGUUUUGCCGAGAUAAAGGUGAGGCCAAGAUUACGCCAUAACAUACAAAGGUAAGAAUUAAAACUACAAUACAUACAGUAUAUUAUACUAUGGAUACAGACAUGGGGAGGAGGUGGGUUACCAAGUUUGUUAUAGUCUUCAACAGGUGAUGUUUCUUCACGGUAAGAUGUACGUGAAUGCUUAGAACUUAGCAUUGGGCCCGGGGUGUGUUACAAAACCUUUCGCUAUCGUUAUCUUUUCAGAGUGUGGAAAAAAACCUGAACAGACUUCAAAUUGCUCUCAAUUUCGCAAAACAGCUCGUGGUAUCAAGUUUUUGUUAUAUAUAUAGAUUCCUUGAGUACCCAUAAUGUAGAAUAAUGAAAAACAAAUACUCGAACUCAAAUUAUGUAAACCAGGGGGCCAAGGGGGCGUUUCUUUUCCAACAAACUAAAAAUGGCUUGCGCACGAAAUUUAAAAGGUUUAAUAAUAUUUUGAGUUAAUGGAUGGAAAAUUUGUUGGGUUUUUAAUUACUGUACAAAAUUUCAGCCAUUCGCAUGCUUAAUUAAUGCCUUUACCUAAUUUGCAUAUUACUGGCAUAUCUGGCAUGCUUAAUUAAUGCCUUUACCUAAUUUGCAUAUGGCUGGCAUAUGCAAAUUAGGCAAAGGCAUUAAUUCAGGAUGCAAACGGCUGAUUUUUUUAGGAAAAAAACGUAUAAGUUUGCGGGAAUAGUUAAAGGGCUUACACUGAAAAAAAUUGUCUGAAAUUUCGUGACACAAGUAAACACCCAACACAUUUUCACCCAUUAACUCAAAAUACGAUUAAAGCUUUUAAAUCUCGUGCGCAAGUCAUUUUUAGUUUGUUGGAAAAGAACAAAAACACUCCCCUGGUUUACAAAAUUGGAAUCCGGAUGUUGUUUCGCACCUUCCAAACUUUCUUGAAUUGAAAUUCCUAUUUGCAAACAAACAUUUUCUUUAUUUCCAGGAAAUAUGAUGAAAACACUCCAAAAUAAAAGAAUACAAAACAGCCCAGUACUACCUUUUUCAACUCCAUCGUCGUCUGACGUAAACGUUUCACGCAAAGAAUCGACAACCAUCUCCCACUCAAAUGAGACAGAAUGGCAAAAUGAUCGCAGUAAAAACAUAUCUUCAUUGGAUAAUCAAAUUUUUCACCAGAAUAACUUGAGAGAAACAGCCAAAAGAGAAACGUCCUCUUCACUCACAACUCAACAUCUCCGAACCAGACGUGAAAUUGAUUCGAAAUCUGAGUAUACUCAGGAAGAUCUAUUAAUGUGCAAUGAUUCAAUCAUCAAUAUAAAAUACGAUGGUGAAUACAAAGUUCGGACUGACUUUUCAAUAUUCUUUAAGAACAAGGUGUACGAUUAUACUGAAUAUCGAGUUCUGAAUGAUGGCAUAAAGAUUUGUAACUCCACUGACAACUACGUAAGGAAUAUUUGGAAAGUACGCAAUAAAUGGGUAACAGCGAGAAUGCAUCAGAAAAGUUGCAAUAAACCCAUCAGAGAGUCUUGGUUUUACCGAAAGUAUUACACUCUGAAUAAGCAGUUCACUAUCUAUCUCACACGUAGGAGUCAAUAUUUCACAAGAAAUGACUAUGGGGUGGAAGACGGUAAACUUUAUAUAUGCGAUGAAAAGUUCAAAUCCGAAUCAACAGAGUAUACCCAGGAAGAUCUACUAAUGUGCAACGAUUCAUUCAUCAAUAUAAAAUACGAUGAUGAAUACAAAGUUGGGACUGACUUUUCAAUACUCUAUAAGAACAAGGUGUACGAUUAUACCGAGUAUCAAGUUCUAAAUGAUAACAUAAAGAUAUGUAACUCCACAGAUAACUACGUAAAGAAUAUUUGGAAAGUACGCAAUAACUGGGUAAAGGCGAGAAUGCAUCAGAAAAGUUGCAAUAAACCCAUUAGAGAGUCUUGGUUGUACCAAAAGUAUUACAGUGUGAAUAAGCAGUUCACUGUCUAUUUGGAACGUCGUGGUCAAUAUUUCACAAGAAAUGACUAUGGGGUAAAAGAUGGCCAACUUUAUAUAUGUGAAGAAAAGUUCAGACCAACAUCAGCAGAGUAUACUCAGGAAGAUCUAUUAAUGUGCAAUGAUUCAAUCAUCAAUAUAAAAUACGAUGAUGAAUACAAAGUUUGGACUGACUUUUCAAUACUCUAUAAGAACAAGGUGUACGAUUAUACGGAGUAUCGAGUUCUGAAUGACAACAUAAAGAUUUGUAACUCCACCGAUAACUACGUAGGGAAUAUUUGGAAAGUACGCAAUAAAUGGGUAAAGUUGACAAUGCAUCAAAAAAGUUGCAAUAAACCCAUUAGAACCUUUUGGUUGAACCGAAAGUAUUACACUGUGAAUAAGCAGCUCACUGUCUAUGACGCACCAAAGAGUCAAAAUUUCACAAGAAAAAACUAUGGGGUGCACGACGGCAUACCUUAUAUAUGCCAAGAAAAGUUCAAACCCACAUCAACAGAGUAUACCCAGGAAUGUCUGUUAAUGUGCAACGAUUCAAUCAUCAAUAUAAAAUACGAUGAUAAAUACAAAGUUCGGACUUACUUUUCAAUACUCUAUAAGAACAAGGUGUACGAUUAUACUGAGUAUCGAGUUCUCAAUGAUAGCAUAAAGAUUUGUAACUCCACUGAUAACUACGUAAAGAAUAUUUGGAAAGUACGCAAUAAAUGGGUAAAGGCCACAUUGCAUGAAAAAAGUUGCAAUAAACCCAUUACAAACAUUUGGUUGUACCGAGAGUAUUACGCUGUGAAUAAGCAGUUCACUGUCUAUGACGCACCUGCGAGUCAAUAUUUCACAAGAAAUGAGUAUGGAGUGAAAGACGGUAAACCUACUAUAUGCAAAGAAAAGUUCAAACCCACAUCAACAAAGUAUACCCAGGAAGAUCUGUUAAUGUGCAACGAUUCAAUCAUGACUAUAAAAUACGAUGAUGAAAACAAAGUUCGGACUGACUUUUCAAUACUCUAUAAGAACAAGGUGUACAAUUAUACUGAGUAUCGAGUUCUGAAUGAUGGCAUAAAGAUUUGUAACUCCACUGAUAACUACGUAAGGAAUAUUUCGAAAGUACGCAAUAAAUGGCUAGAGGCAACAAGGCAUGAAAAAAGUUGCAAUAAACCCAUUAGGGCCUUUUGGCUUUCCCGAAAGUAUUACACAGUGAAUAAGCAGUUCACGGUCUAUUUCGUGGCUACGAGUCAAUAUUUCACAAAAAAUGACUAUGGGGUGACAGACGGCAGACUAAGGAUAUGCCAAGAAAAGUUAAGAUCCACAUCAAGAGAGUAUACCCAGGAAGAUCUAUUAAUGUGCAACAAUUCAAUCAUGAAUAUAAAACACGAUGAUGAAUACAAAGUUCGGACUGACUUUUCAAUAUUUUAUAAGAACAUGGUAUUCAAUUAUACUGAAUAUCGAGUUCUGAAUGAUGGCAUAAAGAUUUGUAACUCCAUUGAUAACUACGUAAAGAAUAUUUGGAAAGUACGCAAUAAAUGGGUAAAGGGGAGAAUGCAUGAAAAAAGUUGCAAUAAACCAAUUACAACCUUUUGGUUGAACCGAAAGUAUUACACUGUGAAUAAGCAGUUCACUGUCUAUUUUGCAGCUACGAAUCAAUAUUUCACAAGAAAUGACUAUGGGGUGAAAGACGGCCUACUUUAUAUAUGCCAAGAAAAGUUCAAACCCACAUCAACAGAGUAUACCCAGGAAGAUCUAUUAAUGUGCAACGAUUCAAUCAUCAAUAUAAAACACGAUGAUGAAUACAAAGUUCGGACUGACUUUUCAAUACUCUAUAAGAACAAGGUGUACGAUUAUACUGAGUAUCGAGUUCUGAAUGAUGGCAUAAAGACUUGUAACUCCACUGAUAACUACGUCAGGAAUAUUUGGAAAGUACGCAAUAAAUGGGUAAAGGCAAGAAUACAUGAAAAAAGUUGCAAUAAACCAAUUAGAAUCUUUUGGUUGAACCGAAAGUAUUACACUGUGAACAAGCAGUUCACUGUCUAUGACGCACCUGCGAGUCAAAAUUUCACAAGAAAUGACUAUGGGGUGCACGACGGUAGACCUUAUAUAUGCCAAGAAAAAUUCAAACCCACAUCAACAGAGUAUACCCAGGAAGAUCUAUUAAUGUGCAACGAUUUAAUCAUCAAUAUAAAAUACGAUGAUGAAUACAAAGUUCGGACUGACUUUUCAAUACUCUAUAAGAACAAGGUGUACAAUUAUACUGAGUAUCGAGUUCUGAAUGAUGGCAUAAAGAUUUGUAACUCCACUGAUAACUACGUAAGGAAUAUUUGGAAAGUACGCAAUAAAUGGGUAAAGUUGACGAUGCAUGAAAAAAGUUGCAAUAAACCAAUUAGAACCUUUUGGUUGUACCGAAAGUAUUACGCUGUGAAUAAGGAGUUCACUGUCUAUGACGCACCAAAGAGUCAAUAUUUAACAAGAAAUGACUACGGGGUGGACGACCCUAAACCUUACAUCUGCCAAGAAAAGUUAAGAUCCACAUCAACAGAGUAUACCCAGGAAGAUCUAUUAAUGUGCAACGAUUCAAUCAUCAAUAUAAAAUACGAUGAUGAAUACAAAGUUUGGACUGACUUUUCAAUACUCUAUAAGAACAAGUUGUACGAUUAUACUGAGUAUCGAGUUCUGAAUGAUAGCAUAAAGAUUUGUAACUCCACUGAUAACUACAUAAGGAAUAUUUGGAAAAUACGCAAUAAGUGGGUGAAGGAGACGAUGCAUGAAAAACGUUGCAGUAAACCCAUUAGAACCUUUUGGUUUUCCCGAAAGUAUUACACUGUGAAUAAGAAGUUCACUGUCUAUCUGGCGGGUAGGAGUCAAUAUUUCACACGAAAUGACUAUGGGGUGAUAAACGGUAGACCUUAUAUAUGCAAAGAAAAGUUCAAACCCACAUCAACAGAGUAUACCCAGGAAGAUCUAUUAAUAUGCAACGAUUCAAUCAUCAAUAUAAAAUACGAUGAUGAAUACAAAGUUCGGACAGACUUUUCAAUACUCUAUAAAAACAAGGUGUACGAUUUUUCAGAGUAUCGAGUUCUGAAUGAUGGCAUAAAGAUUUGUAACUCCACGGAUAACUACGUAAGGAAUAUUUGGAGAGUACGCAAUACAUGGGUGAAGGCGGGAAUAUAUGAAAAAAGUUGUAAUAAACCCAUUACAUACAUUCAGUUCGACCGAUGGGAAUACACUGUGCUUCAGAAUUUAGGAAUUCUGAUUUUGGCAACAAAGCAGCAGAUAACAAAGUACAAUUAUGCUGUAUAUAAAGGUAAACUUAUAGCAUGUGUGACCGAAUGCGCCAAUUUUACCUUUACUAUAAAGUAUGAAAAUGAAUACAGAGUAUGGAACAAUUUCUCAAUGAUGUACCAAGGUCAAAUGUACUCUUAUGAUGAGUACAGAAUAACGGACGAUGGUCUACAAGUUUGUAAUUCUUCUGACCGUCUCAUUAAAGAAAAAUGGCGGAAUUUCAUUGUUUCGGCAAAGAUAACGACAGCUUUUAAACAUUGUAAUGUAUCUGUGGACGGUUUUUACUCCGAAAAUUACACAUUACAUACAAACUUUACUGUUUUCUUCAAACCUACCAAUCAAAAUUUCACAAGGCAAGAUUACGGAGUGAUUAUGGGGUAUUUUGCAAUUUGUUCAAGAAAGCUCCGAUUGUCCUGCAAUGAUGAUUUGGUCAAAGUAAAGUACGGUGAACAAUACAAUGUUUUUAAAAACUUUUCGCUGGUUUCCAACGGGAAGAUGUACGAUUAUCGCGAAUAUCGAUUAAGCCACGACAGUCUUGAAAUGUGUGGUUCCAAUGAUUCAAGAGUUCAGGCGAUUUGGAGAACGCGAAAUUCGUGGCAAAAGUCAUUACCCGCAUCCUGUUAUCGUUCUUACAAAUUAAAUGCAAGAUACUACACUAUGACAAAGCAGUUUGCUGUGUAUUCGGCUGAUAACGGUCAAUAUUUCAAAAGAAAUGACUAUGCGGUGCUAGACGGUAAACCUUAUGUAUGCGGCAAAGAAAACUUAAGUCCUAUUUACGUAAUUACAAACUUUAAGAUUAUUAUACCACCGUUAUGUGCUUUAGCGCUUUCUAUUAUUUCUUUGCUAUUGUUGUUGAUAGUUUACUGCAUGCUUCCAGAACUGCGCACACUUCCUGGUUUGAAUUUAAUGAGUUUUAGUUUCGCCUUGCUGUUGUGGCAGAUUUACCUUGUAGUAUUUUUGUCACUGUAUUCUCGUGUAGGUAAACUGUUUAAGAUACCGUGUGCUAGGUUGUUUGUAGCAAACAAGUUUAUGACGUAUAGUAUAAUUAUGAAUGCUGCUGUUAAUAUCCAUCACUUAAGAAACAGAUUUUGUGGGAAUACUGUAGUGAAAUCUGAUGAACUGAAGAAAUGGAACAGAUUUUUGAAGUAUAGUUUCUUUAGCUGGGGAGUUCCUGUUAUUAUAACGAUUGUUUACAUUGUGCUAGCAAAGGAAGAUGUUCUAAGGUUUGAUCAAAAUAUAGCGUCUAUGUCUAUAAAGAACGAUGUUCAAUCGAGCUUAAGAUUUUAUCGACGCAAUGCGAAUGGAGAUGCGACGGCAAAUAAUAUAGGGAUUUAUCACCGUAUUGCCUCCUUGAGGGGAAAUGCCCUGCAGUCAAAGUGGAGGUUUAAUCAAAGGACUGACACUGUACUUGAAGAUGCCCAGACGAGAUUAAAUCAAAGCACUGACACUGUACUUGAAGAUGCCCAGACGAGGUUAAAUCAAGGCACUGUACUUGGGAAAGAAGAUGCGACGGAAGAUGAUGCAAGGAUUUAUCAACGUAUUGUAUCUUUGAAGAAAGAUGUUCAGUCAAGCUUAAAGUUUUAUGAACGCAUUGUAUUUGCGAAUGGAGAUGGGAAGGAAGAUGAUGCAAGGAUUUAUCAACAGAUCUCUGGAGAUUGUAUCAACGGUCGAAUUACUCCCGAUUGGUCAGCAAAUGUUGAUGUAUACUGCCUUCAAGGUUGUCUUUUGUUGUAUAUUAUUGGAAUGUUCAUCCUCACUGCUCAUCGAAUUCGCCAAAAACUCAAGGCAAGCAGGAACAUUGCACAGAAAUCGAAUAUUGUUAAACGACGUAAAUUUGUCAUAUUGCUCAAACUUUCAACCACUACAGCCUUAAGUUAUUGGUUUCCUCUCUUCAUAUCUAGAAUCGUGGAUUUUGAUUUCGUCAUAAAGAUAGCGUUGUAUACUGUAACGUUGCUUACUGGUGCCUACAUUGGUAUUGCGUUUGUCUUCACACGAAGAAAUUAUCAGUUGUUGAAGAAAAAAUAUUUCCCAGCAAAGAAUAAGCCGCCAGUUAACGAAAUUCCGCUGAAUAGACUAUAG
This is a messenger RNA of Paramuricea clavata, 7882 nucleotides long. The record is from the annotation of a GenBank genome assembly. NCBI's taxonomy places the organism in Eukaryota, Metazoa, Cnidaria, Anthozoa, Malacalcyonacea, Plexauridae.